Messenger RNA from Amphiprion ocellaris (clown anemonefish), 1168 nucleotides. RefSeq names its product mitochondrial ribosomal protein L54 (gene mrpl54). Lineage: Eukaryota; Metazoa; Chordata; Actinopteri; Pomacentridae. Gene Ontology annotation, molecular function: structural constituent of ribosome. Bases 69 to 485 code for a protein of 138 amino acids. Gene Ontology annotation, cellular component: mitochondrial large ribosomal subunit. The record is from RefSeq and is a predicted model, not a curated record. The transcript has 3 exons.
ACACCGGAAGCUGAAGGAAUGUCAAACUGCAGCAUGGUGGGUUGUUUUUAGGUAACCUCGGAGUAAAAAUGUUGGGAAAUGGUUUACUUCGGAUUGCGCCGUUAACGAAAUGCAUCACAAACGGCGGUACAACGUUGCUGUGCAGAACGAGCCCGUUAAACAGAAUACAGACGUGUUUAUACGCCAAGAAAGCUGCGGCCAAAGGAAAAGGUAAAGGUAUGAUGAAGGAGGAGCUGAAAGGUCCAGAGGUGUGUAGAGACCCAGUCAGACUGACGUCUUACGCAGUCGGAGUCAACAUCCUCAAACAGGGGGAAGACCCCAAACUGAAGCCUCAUGAGGAUUAUCCUGAGUGGCUGUUCCAGUUGAACCUGGGAAUGCCCAAAAAGCUGCACGAGCUGGAAUCGGACACCUGGGAGUACUGGAAACGUCUGAGGAAGGAGAACAUUUGGCGUUCCAACAGACUGCACAAAGGAAAGAAGUUCUAGGCCUUCACCGGACUGACACGGGGCUUCUUUGUGGACAGCGUCAUGAUUUACAGUCUGGACUGAAUCACCACAAGGAUGAUGCACAUUCAGGACCAUAUCUUCCUGAAUAACAGACUUUUAGAUCCACUCUGUCUCACUUGUCAUUCAUCCAGUGGAUAGUCUGAAAUUAUCCAGUCUUAGACUUUUCGACUUUUCUGCAUGGUAUAUAACUUCAGGAGGCUCAGCAGUGGUUAUAUGUAUUACAAAGGGGCAGAUGGUCCUUUAUAUUAAACAUGAAGCGGGGAUGGAAGACAUAAAAUUCACAAAGCUGCAGAGUCCAAAGCACUGCCAGAGUGAACCCUUAAAAAUGCAUCGUGAAUUCGUUCUCAGCCUUGGAAACGUUAGUUGACAAGAUCAUCUCCCUGCAAAGUCCAUUUAGUAGCUUUCUGGAGCUUCUAAACGUAUAACAGUCAAAUUUAGUAAAUCAGGUUUAUCUGCUUAUAAAGAAAUUGUGAUCAAAAUUUGAAAGAUUGCGUGUUUUAAUGAAAAGCUCCAGAGCAGCUAAAAAAACAGAAAAGUGCCGUGUUUGCUGUAUUGUGGUGGAUUAAAAGAACGGAACAUGUAUAAGGUUGUUUUUUGUUAUCAAUCAUGUGAAUGUUUGUUACUUUGCAGACUUAUUACAAAUAAAUCUGAAUCUAAAAAGG